AUGUCGACGCCCUCCACCGCCACGGCCACGCUCCCUCCCCAUCAUCAGUUCUAUUCUCACCACCAAGCAUACCAGCCCAGCAUCUCCAAUGCUCAGCUCGCCAACGGCACUGCUCGGAUAGGCAAUUCGCUCUACAACGGCUACGCCAGCGGCACGUCAAAUUCAGACCUGCGUCGGACCGCGACCGCCCACAGACAGACGCAACAGCUGCCCCCGCUCGCGGCGGGCCCCGCGUCCGACAUGAAUUCGAGCACUGCACGUCCUCCCAAGAGGCGAAAUCCCGACUGGGCUGACUUCUACAAGAACGGUCUGCCCAAAGAAGUCAUUGUAAUCGACGAUGACGACGACGAGCCGGCCCGCCCACCGCCCCGCCAGGCGCACCCGGCAAGAACUGCGACAAACGGGCCCAUGAGACAUGCAGACAAGAAGCGGAAAACGACUGCUUCCACUGCGUAUGAUCCCGUAUACAACCAGCACACCUCGUAUUCCACCACCCAGACGCCCUACGACUACUCGCCCAACAACUCCCUCUCGACCGACAGGACCACCUCUGCGCUCAACACCACAGCCGCCACUUCCUUAACCUCCCAAGCAAGCAAUGGCCAACACGUCUCCCCACUCGAGAACGGCGUAGUCGGCCAGAAGCGGAAACGCACCCGCGCCGCUGCGCAGGACGAGGCCAAAGAGGCGAAGAGGAGGGAGCUCGAUGACCAAGACCCCUUUGCCCUCUAUCAACCCCCGCCCAAUCCUAUCAUCAAAGCGAAGGACGUAUACGUGCAAGUCAUCACCGAUAAAUCAUACACCAAGGAUCACAAGGUCGACGACGAAGACGGGCACUACGUUGUCAACCCGGACGCCGACCUAACAGAUCGAUACCAAAUCCUCAAGCUGCUGGGCCAAGGGACAUUCGGCAAGGUCGUUGAGGCCUGGGACCGGAGAAAACAAACCAAGUGCGCCAUCAAAGUCAUUCGAUCGGUGCCCAAAUACCGCGAAGCGUCGCGUAUCGAGCUAAGAGUCCUGUCAACGCUCGCGUCAAACGACAAGUACAACCAGAACCGGUGUAUCCACCUACGGGAUUGCUUCGACUUCCGGAACCACAUCUGCAUAGUGACGGAUCUCUAUGGCCAAAGCGUAUUCGACUUCCUCAAGUCCAACUCGUUCGUACCAUUCCCGAGCUCGCACAUCCAGAAGUUCGCCAAGCAACUGUUUACUAGCGUUGCCUUCCUCCAUGACCUCAGCCUGAUCCACACCGACUUGAAGCCAGAAAACAUUCUCCUGGUCAACAACAACUACCAGACCUUCACAUACAACCGGACGGUGCCCUCGUCAUCGACAUUAACCAGCCGCCAGGCGAGGCAUCGCAAAGUCUUGCUCGACCCUGAGAUCCGGUUAAUAGACUUCGGAUCGGCCACCUUCAACGACGAAUACCACUCAUCCGUCGUAUCAACCCGCCACUACCGUGCACCUGAGAUUAUCCUCAAUCUUGGGUGGAGUUACCCAUGCGAUAUCUGGAGUAUCGGAUGCAUACUGGUCGAGUUCUUCACCGGCGAUGCCUUGUUCCAGACUCACGACAACCUGGAGCACCUCGCUAUGAUGGAGGCGGUCUGUGGCGGAAAGAUUGAUCGCGACAUAAUUAAGCAGGUCUAUAAGCAGGAUCGCAAUGCUCGCAACUCGUCCUCUUCUGCGGCUCGAUAUUUCAAGAACUACAAGUUGGACUAUCCAAACACAGAUACCCAGAAGAGCUCGAAGAAGUUUGUCAAAGCCAUGAAGAAGCUUCACGAAACCAUCCCUCCUCACACCGAGUUCAAUCGCAAAUUCCUUGAUCUGCUGAAACGGAUAUUCGUCUACGAUCCCAAGAAGCGCAUCACUGCCAAAGAAGCUCUCCAGCAUCCCUGGUUCCAAGAGAGCCUCAUGGACGACGGCACCGAAGCGCACAAGAUCCGACUAGAAAGGGAAAAGAAGUUUCGUCAGCGGCAAGAAGAGGAACGUCGCUAUCGGCCAGAACGAGCCUACUGA
Molecule: messenger RNA, 2016 nt
Organism: Trematosphaeria pertusa
Lineage: Eukaryota; Fungi; Ascomycota; Dothideomycetes; Pleosporales; Trematosphaeriaceae
Product: kinase-like protein
Exons: 5
Coding region: 1-2016 (671 amino acids)
Biological process (GO): protein phosphorylation
Cellular component (GO): nucleus
Molecular function (GO): protein kinase activity; ATP binding
Source: RefSeq, a predicted model, not a curated record